AGCGCUAAAGCCGAGCCUGGAGAGGAGCAGGCUCCGGGCGCGGGAGAGGCUCAUUUAGCUCCCCCGACACCCCGCUGGGAUCUCCCUCGCUGCGCUCUGGGUCCCCCGGCAGAGUUCUGAGAAGGAUCAUCAUCAUGAGUUCCAUGGAAGAAGUGGAAACUGAAGAGACAGUAACUUGUCUCCAUAUAACUUUGUACCAUCCUUGCCAAGAAGAAAAGCAGGUGUUUCGCAGCUUAAAAUUCCACAAGCGAGAGCGGCGCAGGGUAGAUGAAGUGGCAAAGUUUGGCCGAGAUUCUAACAUCUGCCAUUAUAAUUUAAUGGAUACCCGUGUUUCCCGGGUUCAGUUUACCCUGCAGUUUUUCAGGCAACUCAACAGCUCAGAACUUGGUUUUGAGAUAAAGAACAUGAGCAAAAAAACCAAACUAAUUGUGGACAAUGUGGAACUGGACUACCUAAACAAAAUUGACCUGCCAUGGAAAUGCAUCAUUCGCUUUGGAGACUACCAACUCUUAAUGCAAAGACAAGAUGGGGAAUCAGUGGAUUAUUUUGAGACUUGCUUUGAGUUGGCCCAAGCUUCACUUUUGCAAGAGAGACACCUGCCUUUACUGCAGCCCAUACCUGAGUGUGGCAUUUCUCCUUCUUUGGUCUAUUCCCAAGGAGUAAGACCAAUAGAGGUGGAUGAAAAUGAUUUGUGAUAGAAGGGAGAAGGUUGCUUUCAACAGUGUCCAAUACCUAAUUCAGUAUGACUUCAGAGGACCAAAUCUUAUCUCCUCAGUGCACUGCAUUUGUUUUGCUUUCCACAGUUGCCACUGUUGUGUUAUGUAUUCUUCCUCUCUUGCACACUCUGUUUAAACAUAUCAGAACUUACUUGUUUACAAACGUCAUUAGACCUGCAUCAUCUUUAUUUAAUGUCCAUCCUGUCUCCUCCCCUCCACUGUCUUAUCACCUUCUGUGUUUGUCUGUGAUAAAUCCUAAUCAGAGUUAGUGGAUCUUUGCCUGGGCCUAAAGGCUCAUGGUAGCAGAUCCAACUGUAGGACUCGGGCCAUAGAGCAUAAGCUUUUUUCAGACAGGGUGUACCUGUCCUAUAGUGCUGCUAUUUGGCCAGGUGUCCUGUAGAUGCUCCCUGCCUCACUUUCCCCAAGUAGGCUAUCCGUAAGUUAAAUGAGGCUUUAUUUAGGGAAUAGCAUCCCUCUGAGGGGGUCUAGUUUAUUAACCAGAGCCUCAAUGAAAAUGCAUCCAAACCUUCACUCCAAUGUCUUAGCUGGGAGACCAUCAAUCUUAAUUUAUCCAUCCCACAUGAGUCCACCAGUCCACUCCAGCAGCUCUCUCUGUUCAGGCUUCUUGCCACGAUCUGGGAAGAAUUCUUUCCCCAGAAUCAGAUCUAUCAGCUGUAGCUCUUCUCUGUAGCAGCAUGUAGUUUCUGACAGCCUGGCCAUUCUGUGUCUCAGGCUACAUCUACACUACGGGGGGAGGGGGGUGUCGAUUUAAGAUGUGCAAAUUCAGCUACGCAAAUAGCGUAGCUGAAUUCGAUGUAUCGCAGCCGACUUACCCCGCUGUAGGGAUGGCGGCAAAAUCGACCUCUGCGGCUUCCCAUCAACGGCGCUUACUCCCACCUCCGCUGAUGGAGUAAGAGCGUCGAUUCGGGGAUCAAUUGUCGCAUCCCGACGGGACGUGACAAAUCGAUCCCUGAGAGGUCGAUUUCUACCCGCUGAUACAGGCCGGUAGUGUAGACCUAGCCUAAGAGUGCACCUUCUUGGCUCUGGUAAGCUCUCCUCAGGGGGCUUCCUGUCUCCAGGAACCCCCUCCUGAACUUGUUGCUCUGGUGAACUUCCUGUCUACCAGAGCAACAACUAUCACCUCAGCUGAGGACUGGUAACCCUUUGUCAGGCUCAUUAGCUAAUCAGCUGUCAACUAGGCGCAUAGGGAUUUCUUUACCUCUAGGUGGAUUUGAGUUGGCUUGUUCUUCCUUUCAGGAGCUUGUCACAGAGCCCUGACUCUCCUGAAAGGGCCAGCCCCAGUAACAAAAGGUCUCUCAUACAUUUCUGUUUAAUUAUCCCUGUAAAACACAAUGCAAAAUCCUGGCUUUGUAAAUAAACCACAAAUGGCCAGGAUUAAUACACAAAUUUGUUAUGUUGCAUUCUUAACUUUGAUACUGAAGUGCAAUCUGUAUUCAGACUGAGAUCCAUUUUCAACCCUAACUUUGAUGUUAGGGUUGAAAAUGAAACUCAAACUUUUUUUUAUUCAUAUUUUGUGAAAAUGGAGCUAUUUAGUUGGUAUAUUUAGCCUCACAAUGUGCUAUAAUAAAAAUGCUAUUAUAUCUUCAAAGAUGAGUGUAAAUAAAAUAAUGUGAAUGUCCAGUUGAGGUUUUAUUAAAAAUGUUUGUAUGCCUUA
Molecule: messenger RNA, 2391 nt
Organism: Malaclemys terrapin pileata
Lineage: Eukaryota; Metazoa; Chordata; Testudines; Emydidae
Gene: TIFA
Product: TRAF interacting protein with forkhead associated domain
Exons: 2
Coding region: 135-695 (186 amino acids)
Biological process (GO): canonical NF-kappaB signal transduction
Molecular function (GO): protein binding
Source: RefSeq, a predicted model, not a curated record